Messenger RNA from Acanthisitta chloris (rifleman), 1773 nucleotides. RefSeq names its product plakophilin-4. The transcript is spliced from 14 exons. The annotation marks the transcript as partial. Gene Ontology annotation, biological process: cell-cell junction assembly; cell-cell adhesion. NCBI's taxonomy places the organism in Eukaryota, Metazoa, Chordata, Aves, Passeriformes, Acanthisittidae. The record is from RefSeq and is a predicted model, not a curated record. Gene Ontology annotation, molecular function: cadherin binding. Gene Ontology annotation, cellular component: adherens junction; nucleus; cytoplasm.
GCGCCCGACGGCGGCACCACGCGCUCCCCCUCCAUCGACAGCAUCCAGAAGGACCCCAGGCAAUUUGCGUGGCGAGACCCAGAGCUGCCCGAGGUCAUCCACAUGCUGCAGCACCAGUUCCCGUCGGUGCAGGCCAACGCUGCUGCCUACCUGCAGCACCUCUGCUUCGGGGACAACAAGGUGAAAACAGAGGUGUACAGGCUCGGGGGCAUCAAGCACCUGGUGGACCUGCUGGAUCACAGAGUCCUGGAGGUGCAGAAGAACGCGUGCGGGGCCCUGCGGAACCUGGUGUACGGCAAGUCCACGGACGAGAACAAGGUGGCCAUGCGGAACGUGGGCGGCAUCCCGGCCCUGCUGCGGCUGCUCAGGAAGUCUGUGGACCCUGAGAUCAAAGAGCUGGUGACAGGGGUGCUCUGGAACUUGUCCUCGUGCGACGCCGUGAAGAUGACAAUCAUCAGAGACGCUCUGUCCACGCUGACCAACACUGUGAUCGUGCCCCACUCGGGCUGGAACAGCUCCUCCUUCGACGACGAUCAUAAGAUUAAGUUUCAGGCUUCCCUCGUGCUGCGCAACACGACAGGAUGCCUCAGGAACCUGAGCUCGGCUGGGGAAGAGGCACGAAAGCAGAUGAGGUCCUGCGAGGGGCUGGUGGACUCGCUGCUCUUUGUGAUCCACACCUGUGUGAACACCUCAGAUUAUGACAGCAAGACAGUGGAGAAUUGUGUGUGCACCUUGAGGAACCUUUCGUACCGCCUGGAGCUGGAGGUGCCUCAGGCACGGCUGCUGGGCAUCAAUUGCUGGGGGAAGAAAAAGAAGAAGAAAAAAAAAACCUCCCAGGAGGAUCAGUGGGAUGGCGUUGGCCCUAUCCCAGGAUUCUCCAAGUCUCCUAAAGGGGUGGAGAUGCUCUGGCACCCGUCGGUGGUGAAGCCGUACCUGACACUCCUGGCAGAGAGCUCCAACCCAGCCACUCUGGAGGGCUCCGCGGGCUCUUUGCAGAACCUCUCUGCAGGCAACUGGAAGUUCGCAGCGUACAUCCGCGCGGCCGUGAGGAAGGAGAAGGGACUGCCGAUCCUCGUGGAGCUGCUGAGGAUGGACAACGACCGAGUGGUGUCCUCCGUGGCCACUGCCCUGCGGAACAUGGCGCUGGACGUGCGGAACAAGGAGCUCAUCGGCAAGUACGCGAUGCGGGACCUGGUGAACCGGCUGCCGGGCGGCGGCCCCGGCGCGCUGUCCGACGAGACCGUGGCUGCCAUCUGCUGCGCCCUGCACGAGGUCACCAGCAAGAACAUGGAGAACGCCAAGGCGCUCGCCGACACCGGCGGCAUCGAGAAGCUGGUCAACAUCACCAAGGGCAGAGGGGACAGGUCGUCCCUGAAGGUGGUCAAGGCCGCGGCUCAGGUGCUGAACACGCUGUGGCAGUACAGAGACCUCCGGAGCAUUUACAAGAAGGAUGGAUGGAAUCAGAGUCACUUUAUUACACCAGUGUCGACACUGGAGCGAGAGAGGUUCAAGUCCCAUCCCUCCCUGCCCACGGCCAAUCAGCAGAUGUCACCUGUCAUGCAGUCAGUUGGCAGCACGUCCUCGUCCCCAGCCCUGCUGGGGAUCAGGGAGCCGCGCUCCGACUACGACAGGACUCACCCUUCUAUGCAGUAUUACAGCAGCCAGGGCGAUGUCAUCGCACACAAAGACAUCUACACUGGUUCCAGCAAAGCUUCACCAAUUUACAUCAGUUCCUAUUCCUCACCAGCGAGAGAACAGAACCGACGGCUACAG